AAAAAACCAUUUUUCAAAAUUCAUCUUCGAAGUUUGAUCUAAGUGUAAAGUUUGGACUAGAGACUAAGGUGAAGAGUGUUGAACGAAACAAACAAACAAACCGGCAUGCAGAAAAUAACGUUCUCAUGUGACGACUCGAACUUUUUAUAAAAACUGAAUAAUACCAUGGAUGAUGAAGAUGCAUUAGAUAUCCGCCAGAGAGCGCUGAGGAGGAAAGAACGACGAUUGUAUAGUUGUGCGUCUAUUGAGCAACUCUUGGAGACCGAAGCUUCAUCUUUUAGAAAGCGAAGAUCCAGUUCUUUCGAUACUCAGUGUUUUGGAGUUGAUCCUGUGAAGGACAGAGAUAAGACUUUUUUGAAUGCCAUGGCCAUCACGCUGUUUGAAGAUGAAUCCAGGCUUGGAAGAAUGCACGUGCAACCAGUUAUUAAGUGUGAGUGUAAUGGUGUGGAGAGCUAUGCUCUAAUCAACACAGCAGCAACGGUUUCAUCAAUAUCAAUGAAAUUGGUUGAAAAGCUGAGGCUGACAGACCAGAUUAUCCCUGACACUACCUCAAAGUCUAUUGCUCUCGGGCUCCCGCAUCCCGAAGUGAAAGGAAAAGUUAAGUAUUUGGAUCUAACGUUAGGAAACUGGCAGCAGGUUUCUCAGUUUUGUGUAGUGGAAGACGCUGUCCCAGAAAUCACUUUUGGUGUUGAUUUUUUGCGGAAAACUCAAGCUAUUGUGAACCUUGAAGAUUCUUCCCUUACAAUAGGAGGCCAACAAGGAGAAAGAGUUCCGUUUCUCACCACCAGGGAAGUAAUAAUGUUGACACGAACAGCUAAUGAUAGUCGGAGCUAA
Limulus polyphemus (Atlantic horseshoe crab) is the source of this 834-nucleotide messenger RNA. RefSeq names its product protein DDI1 homolog. Gene Ontology annotation, molecular function: aspartic-type endopeptidase activity. Gene Ontology annotation, biological process: proteolysis. Bases 166 to 834 code for a protein of 222 amino acids. The record is from RefSeq and is a predicted model, not a curated record. NCBI's taxonomy places the organism in Eukaryota, Metazoa, Arthropoda, Merostomata, Xiphosura, Limulidae. The transcript is spliced from 7 exons.